AUGGACGCUCGACCCCAAAGACCUUCACGAUUUACUCAAGCCAAUACUAAUGGUGAUGAGAACGUCGCACCUUUAAUUACCAAACAACAAUCAACUCUACAUCAAAAACACAAGUCCACAGGCGCCUUAACAAAUAUGUUAGCAGUCGGGGGACUCAAGGCUGCUGCCAAGAGGACUGCAUUUGGAGAUGUUAGCAAUACCGCAAAGACUUUGACUACUAUUCGGGAUGAGUCUGCCGUCAAUGGCAAGUCUGUCGAAACCAUUAAGCCUAUUGCUACUCAGGAUAAGUCAACUGCACUUUCAAAGCCAGCACAACGACCACUUAACAAUGGCCUCAAAGCGCCAUUAGCUACAUCUACUUCUGAACAACCCUCUAUUGCUCCACUUCAAAAACAACCCCAAGCAAAUAACACCAAGCGCAAUACUUUGGCUAAGAAGGGUGCUGUAUACAAGGAUAACGAAAAUGAAAAUAUUCAACCACUUGCACAAAAGCCAAUUGCCUCGACUGGUCCAGCCCACCAAACCCUCGGCCCCAGACACGCUAAGAGUCAACCUGAGAUCAAGGCCGAACAACCGGUUUUACGACGAACACAGAGCAAGCAGAUAAACAAUGCUGUUGACAACGCCGAACCCACGAUCUACCACAACGCUUCGGAACAUCCAUUGAAGGAGAACGUCAACGAAUCUCAACUCCGCUCUAUCAAGGAAAAGGAUGAGUCUGCUAUCGCCGAGAAGUUGAAGUCACAAAAGCAAUUACCUGCUGCACCGAUUGCUUCCGAACCCGAAGAAUAUUGGCCUGAGGAUGAAGAAGAGACCUAUGACGACCAAGGCUAUACAACCGCUCAUUCGUUCCGAGGGGAGAAUACCACUGGAGGAGCAACCACGGUUAUCGUCCCAAAAGUCACAAACAAGGUUAAGAAAGAGCUUGAGGAUGCCAAGAUUCUCGUCGAGUCUGUUCGAACCCAAGAGGACAUUGAGGAUGAGAUGUGGGAUACCAGCAUGGUGGCUGAGUAUGGCGAAGAGAUCUUCUCAUACAUGAGAGAGCUUGAGGUUAGUGAUUCAAAUAUUCAUUGUUAUGCUUUGGGAAACGGUCUUGGUCUAGCCCAUCAUGGAACGACAACAGCGAUCACUACUGAGACCUUAUUUAACAAACUUCUUCCCGACCCACACUACAUGGAUACACAAGCAGAGAUUCAAUGGUCAAUGAGAUCUGUCUUGAUGGAUUGGUUGAUUCAGGUUCAUCAACGAUUCUCUCUAUUACCCGAGACCCUCUUCCUUUGCGUCAACUACAUUGAUAGAUUCCUUUCAAAGAAGGUUGUUUCGCUUGGCAAGCUUCAAUUGGUUGGUGCUACCGCCAUCUUUGUUGCCGCCAAGUAUGAAGAAAUCAACUGUCCUUCCAUCGGAGAGAUCGUCUACAUGGUUGAUGGUGGUUAUAGCAGUGAAGAAAUUCUCAAGGCAGAGCGAUUCAUGCUCAGUAUGCUUCAAUUCGAGUUGGGAUGGCCGGGACCAAUGAGCUUUCUUCGUCGCAUCAGUAAGGCUGAUGAUUACGAUCUUGAAACUCGAACAUUGGCCAAGUACUUCUUGGAGGUCACCAUCAUGGAUGAAAGAUUUGUCGGUAGCCCACCAAGUUUUGUUGCUGCUGCGUCCCAUGCUGUUUCGAGGUUCAUGCUCAGCAAAGGUGAUUGGUCUCCAGCCCAUGUUUAUUACUCUGGUUAUACUUGGAAUCAGUUGAAGCCAUUGGUUGCCUUGGUUAUCGAGUGCUGCGAGAAUGCUCGAAAACACCACGCUGCUGUCUUCGAGAAAUAUUCUGAUCGCCGUUACAAGAGAGCAUCUACUUACGUUGAGGAUCAAAUGAUCAAGGGCUUUCAAAUUCCAGGUAUCAAUCGCCGCCGACAAUCUCCAUCUAUUCCAGCUCCUCUACGCCUCGAUUCUCAAUACCAAAACGUUACCUUUGACCCAUUGUUGUCCAUCGAGGAGAACUCUCAGCGAAUGGUUCAAGCAAGAACCUAA
Botrytis fragariae is the source of this 2010-nucleotide messenger RNA. Its product is annotated as putative g2 mitotic-specific cyclin protein. Bases 1 to 2010 code for a protein of 669 amino acids. The transcript has 3 exons. Gene Ontology annotation, cellular component: cytoplasm; cyclin-dependent protein kinase holoenzyme complex; centrosome. Gene Ontology annotation, molecular function: cyclin-dependent protein serine/threonine kinase regulator activity. The record is from RefSeq and is a predicted model, not a curated record. Gene Ontology annotation, biological process: regulation of cyclin-dependent protein serine/threonine kinase activity; mitotic cell cycle phase transition. NCBI's taxonomy places the organism in Eukaryota, Fungi, Ascomycota, Leotiomycetes, Helotiales, Sclerotiniaceae.